CAUUUGCUUCUAGAGAAAUGCGGUAGCAUGACUCAAAGUCAGUUGCCUGUGUUUUCAGAUAAGGAGUCCUACAAUCAGAAAGCCAAGGGCUCCGAGGACCUCAUUGAUCAACGCCGACAAGCCUAGGAGCGAUGGGUCUGUGUGGAGUUGUGCUGCUGUGUGUAGUGUGUGUACUUCAAGUGCAUGGCAUUGAGGUUAUCGGUUACAGCGGUCAGUCGGUGGUCCUGAAGUCUGGAGUGGACAGAUCAUGGAAUCUCACCAAAGUUCAGUGGUCCAUUUAUAAGAACUUCACAUACAUCACGCGUCUAAAUAACGGUUAUCCGUUUUUUCACAACUUCUGGAAAUAUGAGGGUCGACUUAGCCUCGACAGCAAAACGGGAGAUUUAACGAUCCACAAUGUGAAGACUGACGACAGCUUGACAUACACCGUGGAAUUGGUCAACUCGGAUGGCAUACAAAAACAAAACAAAGUGCGUCUCAUGGUUCAAGAAAGUCUCGAGACACCUGAGGUUCAGAACAAGAUGUGUUCCCUCAGUUCCCACCAGUGCUACGUUGCUCUCGAGUGCACCGCAUCUGGCCAAAACGUCAAUUUGUCCUGGAUGCCUAGCAAAGAGUUCAACGGUUCGACGUACAUUUCAGAAAUUCGUAACUCUUCGCUGGUUCUUCUGGCAUCAUUUAGGGGCAACAGAAAUGUGACGUUUAACUGCACCGUCUCUAGAGGUCAGCAGACGGUGACCAGGCAAAUAACAGUGGGAUGUUCAGAAGAGAAGGAGAACCAGAAGUGCGAAGUCUGCACCGUUUGUGGUUCCUGCACGUCUUCUGUGAUGCUGGCUAUUGCGUUCACCGCUCUAGCUACAGUUUUGAUCUCAUAUGCAUGUAGAAAAUAUAAAGACAAAAUUAUAGAUGCUUGCACGGACGUCUCCUCCUUUUCACCCAAAAUCAUAUCACGGACAUCGCCCACGUAACGGACGUAAUAUGAGUUUUUUUGAAGCACCGCCGCCAUUGCGUUUGUUUUACUGUAAAGAAAACAAUGCUUUGUCCUCAUUACGAGCGGUCUGUGAAAUGUGUCAUCUGUGUUUUCUGGUGAAUCAAGCAACAUUUUCAAAGGUACCACAAUUGGAUGUUGUUUUCAAAUUUCAUUCGUCUGAAAGAUCUGAUCAUGAAUCAGCACGGCAGCUUUCGGUAACACUUUCUAUGAAGCCUGUGCAUUAUAAGGACAUCCGUAAGGCAUUAUAACGAAUGCAUAAUGCAUUUUACAAAAACGUACAAUGUGUAACACCAUUUCAUGAAUAACCUUAAAAACAAUUAUAAUACAGCAUGAUAUUUAGAUAUUUGUGAUUUAUAACUUUUAAGGGUAUGAUUAUAAUAUACACAAUUAUAUAUACACAAUGAACACCUUAUUAAAUGUACUUCAUUUCUAUCAUAUCUUGACAUUGAAAUGAAACUCUUAAAAGCUAUUGCCAAAUAUUAUAUCACAUUAUAUCACCUUAAGAAUACCUUUAUACUGUAUUAUAAUAGAGGCUUCGUAGAAAGUGUUAACCAGCGUUUUUUAAAUUUUUUUAUUUAUUUAUUUAGUUUUUAUUUUAGUUUUACUCGCUCACUCCCAAGUGGUCUCACACAAGCUUGGUCAGGACCUUGGCGUUGCGUUUUGACGCUCAAGGUACCCCUUUAGUGGUAUUUUUCGAUGUAUUUUAUACCAGGGUUCCUCAAGUCUUACCCUUGAGGUCCAAUGCACUGCAGAGUUUAGCUCCAACCAGGAUAAAACUCUGCUUUUCUAAUGAUCCUGAAGACACUGAUCAGCACGCUCAGGCGUGUUUGAUUGGGGUUAAAGCCAAACUCUGCAGGACAAUGGAUCUUGAGGUCCAGAUUUGAGGAUCAGUGGUGUAUACUGUUCAAAGGGAGUGAAAGGAAGUGUGCGGAUCUGUAAUAAAACGCCCCCAGCAAGGCUCCUCGGAGUGAACGAAGGCCUCCUGUAGAGGUCCUGGUGGAUGUCGUAAAAGCCAAGAGGAGACCGGUUUACAUCUGCUCCUACAUUUCCCAGAGGCUCGCCACGGCUCGCAUAUACUACGGCAUCCAGGACUGCUUCCGGUUACCACAGUCAACAGGAGGGAAAGACGUUUGAAAUAUGGACAUUUAUCUUAUAAACAUGGAUUUGUCACUAGCCUUUAUUCACCCCGAGCCGUGAGAGGUAUUAUUACGGAUACACACACUUUAUUUCAUGUCUUCUGAACUGUAUAUAGCAAACACCCACUUAUUCCCAUGGGAAGGCUUGUCGGGAUCAGGACAAGGGCACACGCACCUAGGACGCCUUCGUAAAGCAGCCUCAUUUUUUAUUGUAGCUUCUUUGUUGGAAACUCCUUGUGAAACUUGUUUUCGAUGUCAUUUCUGGUUGUUUGAUGAACAACAGCAGUAUGUGUCACAGCUAUUCUCAGCAACGACUUGUCUAUGUAGGUCAUUGUGCUGUUUUGUCAGUGGGAAGUGGUCAGGGUUAUUUCGAAAUUAACACAUGACCUCAGUUUCAGCAUAUCUGUACGAGCGAACCCUUCAGACCCAGUAAAAAGAUAAAUGUAUUUUUUUUUAUCAUGUUGUAUAUGACACAGUGUCUAUAGAGGCAUUUGUUUGCCUGCUCUAUUGGUCCUGUUUUACGUUUUUGCUUGAAGUAUAAUGCUAUGCUAUCAUUUUAUGUCAACUUUUGUUUGUGUGUCUUUGUUGUGUCAUUAUUUUGUUUUGUGUUUGUUAAAAAAGGUGACCUUUGAACUUUAA
Puntigrus tetrazona (Sumatra barb) is the source of this 2763-nucleotide messenger RNA. RefSeq lists its product as uncharacterized. Lineage: Eukaryota; Metazoa; Chordata; Actinopteri; Cypriniformes; Cyprinidae. The transcript is spliced from 5 exons. The record is from RefSeq and is a predicted model, not a curated record. Bases 132 to 965 code for a protein of 277 amino acids.